Messenger RNA from Botrytis byssoidea, 723 nucleotides. RefSeq lists its product as uncharacterized. NCBI's taxonomy places the organism in Eukaryota, Fungi, Ascomycota, Leotiomycetes, Helotiales, Sclerotiniaceae. Gene Ontology annotation, biological process: mycotoxin biosynthetic process. The transcript has a single exon. The coding region runs from base 1 to 723 and encodes 240 amino acids. The record is from RefSeq and is a predicted model, not a curated record.
AUGGAUCUCUUUCGAAGAAACACGAGCAGGGAGCAGCACGGAGCUACUAGGGAAGUCCGAAUUCGUCGCUUUUUGGUCGCGUCCAUCUUCGUUAGCCUCUUGCUCAUCGUAUUCGUCCUUCUCCUCAAUCCUCGUUCUCAGCCCUUCUCGCUAAGGUCAUCCUCUGCCCAUGACCCUCUCCCGACCCUCCCUCGCUUCUUCCAGAACUAUCCUACCCUCGAAUCCUAUGGUCCUAUUGCCGAUUCCCAUUGGGAGGCUCUUCUCCUUUCUCCCAAUGGUGGCUACAUAAAGGUCCAGCGCAACGAAACCUUUGUUGAGAGCUGGGGCAUAAGCAUGUUUCACGCCCUCCACUGCCUUCGCAUGCUUAGAGACGCACUUGCACCCACUACGUCUGAGCACUCUGAGCACUCUAACCACUUUCGCCCAACUCACCUGACUCACUGCUUCACCUACUUGGCGCAAUCACUACUCUGCGCUGCUGACGACACUAUCGAGGCUCCUAUUCUCGAAUAUAACCGUCAUAAUGAAAUUACAGGCUUCCGUGUGGACGGGAUCGGAGUGCAGCACAAGCAGUGUAGGGACCCAGCACUGCUCUACGCUGUGGCUAGCAAGACAGAGCAGAGCCCUUUGACUCGUGAUUGGCCCGGACUGCAAGGAGCAAAGGAGUUGAUAUGGGAUUCAAGCGUAUGGGAAAAUGGCAAGUGUGUUGGAGACAUAUUUUGA